Saitoella complicata NRRL Y-17804 is the source of this 1152-nucleotide messenger RNA. RefSeq names its product Clavaminate synthase-like protein. The coding region runs from base 74 to 1021 and encodes 315 amino acids. Gene Ontology annotation, molecular function: 2-oxoglutarate-dependent dioxygenase activity. The record is from RefSeq and is a predicted model, not a curated record. NCBI's taxonomy places the organism in Eukaryota, Fungi, Ascomycota, Saitoellomycetes, Saitoellales, Saitoellaceae. The transcript is spliced from 5 exons.
GACCUCCAAAACGACCACCGCUACCUGCAAGACGUUCACUUUUCAGACCUUUACCAGAGCAUACCUCAGUACAAUGGAGCAGAUAGUACAGGAUAUGAUCAGAGAAUACCAAGACCUCAAUGGCUUUACUAUAGAACGUGUACACCACCCAAGCGCAACAGAAUUUGCUAAGAUCGUCUCUCGAAACCGGCCGGUCGUCAUUACUGGUGUAUUAGAGGAGUGGCCUGCAAGACGGAACUGGUCACUGUCCAACCUUCGUCAAAAAGUUGGCCACACCAUGGUAGAUGUUGCAGAAACACCAUCUGGUAAUGCUGACUCCGUAGUCGGCGAUCAUUUCGUGCAGCCGUAUGUUAGCGUUCAACCUCUGAACAGUGUCUUCGACUGGCUGGAAAGCCGCCAUAAGGGAAGUCGUGAGGGCAAUGUGAAGUACGUCCAAACUCAAAAUGGUAAUCUGGCGACGGAGUUCUCGACGCUUCAGCAUGAUGUGUUGGAAUUCGACUGGGCAAAGGAGGUGUUCGGUUCAGCAGCAGACGCAGCCAACAUUUGGAUCGGCAAUUCCGAAAGUGUCACAAGCUUACACAAAGAUCCCUAUGAGAACCUUUACUGUCAAAUUGCCGGCGUCAAGACAUUUACACUGAUUCCACCCUGGGAAUUUUAUUGCCUUGAUGAACGGCUGCUACCGACAGCCACGUAUCAGCCUGUAGCCAACGAUAAGCUUGCUGUUGUGCCAGAUUCGCCGCCCCUGUCCAUUCCGUGGUUAUGUGUUGACCCCACGGCACCGGAGCAGAGUCCCACGUUUUCCGAGUUUUGUCGGCCGUUACGAGUGGACUUACAACCAGGUGAGGUGCUAUACCUCCCCGCAUUAUGGUUCCACCAUGUUGGACAGCGGAGUGAUGAGGAAGGAAAGGUUAUAGCUGUCAAUUGGUGGUAUGACAUGUGCUACUCACAACCAUUGUACGCGCAGUUCAAUUUCAUGAAGGCCAUUGUGCUGGCAGCGAAGGGAGGCUAUGGCUGGAAAUAGGCGGGCCGAGCUGGGCCAUACAUAACUGGCCUUUACACUUGGCAAAACCAGCUGGUAGCCCAUUUCUAAAAGGGUAGUCAGAUACCGAUUAUACGUUGAUUAAUCGAAAGAGGCUUUCGUUUAAAUGCGAC